Messenger RNA from Anisakis simplex (herring worm), 636 nucleotides. Lineage: Eukaryota; Metazoa; Nematoda; Chromadorea; Rhabditida; Anisakidae. The record is from the annotation of a GenBank genome assembly.
AUGCGUGCUCAUCUCCAGUUAUUGGGCUUGUUCGCUCUUUCACUUGGACUUUCAGUCACAUUUGGUGCCGAGCGGCAAUGCGCUUGUGAUUACAAGAAAACAUGGCUAGACAUUGUGUUCAUAUAUGAUUCAUCAAAGAAAAUGAAUGUAACAGUUUUUGAAGAAGUACGGAAUUUCACCGCAGCGGUGGCUAGAGAAAUCCUAAUCAGCCAAGAGGAUGGUGCUUAUUCCAGAAUUGGUGUCAUCAAUGGUGGUGAGGAGGCAGAGGUUGUUGCCGAUCUCACAAAAUACUCCAGUAGCGAAGAAGCAGCUAAUGAAAUCCAUAAAAUCACAUACAUGAACGCCAACAAUUUCAACCUUAGGAAAUCCAUGCUGGCAGCACGGAAUAUGGUAGAAGAGGCGUACAAACAGAGACCGAAUGUCAAGAAACUCGUCAUCGUAUUCUCGGGUAAAUCGGAAGACUGCGUAUACCAAGGCAAGUUCCAAAUGAAGAUGGUGAAACCCGAAGAAGACCAGAACCCAUGUCGUAUCGCGUCGCACAUAAAGGAGAAUGGAGGCGUCGUCAUGACUGUUGGACUGAAAUACGAUGGUAAAGACACAUUCCCACAUAUGAAAUUCGGAAGUGAAUGCUACAGA